CAACUCUUUAAAUACCCCCAAGUCAUCUGCCACAACAAAACACCCCGCUGUCAGCGAGAACUCACGGCUGUUCCACCGCUGCCCCCGCACAGACACACCCGGGACCGGUGCUUCUACACACCAACCUACACCACACUGAGACCCGGGGGGAGACAGACGGAGGAGACCAGAGAACCAGAGAGAAACAGGGAGGAAAACAUGAAAACAAAGAUGGCUGAGUAGCCGGAGAGACGACAGCUCCGUCUGCGGCUCCAUCCGCCCGCACGGCCCGUUGGUCCCGUGGACCGACCCGUGGCUCGGUACCGGAGUAGAGAGGACCCGGGGGGAGCCGGGGAACCGAGCUGGGCCGGGCCGGGCCGCCGGUGCUCUUAUCUCCGUGAGUCCACCACAACACGACCGGUGUCGGGAUUAACCUCGUGUGUUUACGCUGAUCCGGGCCCAGCGAGCCCCGGGUCGCGGGUUCGAUCCCAGGGACCGCCAUGUCUUCGCUGGAGGAGAGGGACCGGGACCGGGACGGGGGCGUCGCGGCCCCGGCCCCCGGCUCCUCCUCGGCCGGAGCCGGGCCCGCGGGGGCCGGGGGGGCCGGGGCCGGGCCCGAGGCUGCGGGGGCCGGGCCCGGGGCCGGGGCCGGCCUGCUGCUGCAGGACGACCCGGGGCUGCGGAGAGACGGGCCCGAGCCCGACCCGGACCAGCCGCCCAAGAAGAGGCCUCGGAUCCCCGAGGGGGAGUCGGGCAAGCUGGAGGAGAGACUGUACUCGGUGCUGUGCUGCACUGUGUGUCUAGACUUGCCCAAGGCGUCAGUGUACCAGUGUACCAAUGGACACCUGAUGUGUGCUGGGUGUUUUAUUCACCUCCUGGCUGAUUCUCGUCUUAAGGAAGAACAAGCCACAUGUCCCAACUGCAGAUGUGAGAUCAGCAAGAAUUUGUGCUGCAGGAACCUUGCAGUGGAGAAAGCCGUCAGUGAGCUGCCGACAGAAUGUACUUUCUGCCUAAAACAGUUCCCUCGCUCCAGCCUAGAGAGACACCAGAAGGAGGAGUGCCAAGACAGGUUUACAUCAGACCUUCUAUUAGACCAAAAUCUCUUCCAACCCCUUUCCAUGGUGACACAGUGUAAGUACAAGAGGAUUGGCUGCCCCUGGCAAGGUCCGUUUCAUGAGCUGCCAGCACAUGAGAGUGAGUGCUCUCAUCCAACAAAGACUGGUACAGAGCUGAUGGGAAUACUGGGAGAGAUGGAUCAGAGCCACCGCAGAGACACGCAGCUCUACAACAGCAUCUUUAGCCUGCUCUGCUAUGAAAAGAUUGGGUUUACAGAGGUGCAGUUCAGACCAUACCGCACCGAUGACUUCAUCACUCGCCUCUACUAUGAAACGCCUCGUUUCACUGUUCUCAAUCAGACGUGGGUGCUGAAGGCCCGUGUCAAUGACUCCGAGCGCAACCCCAAUCUGUCCUGCAAGCGCACCCUCUCCUUCCAGCUCAUCCUCAAGAGCAAGGUGAAUUCUCCCCUGGAGUGCUCCUUCCUGCUGCUGAAGGGGCCGUAUGACGACGUACGAAUCAAGCCGGUCAUCUACCACCACUCCUUCAGCAACGACACCAACGAGACCGACUACGUCCCUCUGCCCAUCUCCGAUUCGGUGGAGUGCAACAAACUGCUGGCCGCCAAAAACAUCAACCUGCGCCUGUUCAUCUUCCAAGUCCAAAAAUAAAGAUCGUGGGAAGACGACGAGGAGGAGGAGAAGGAGGAGAAACGUGGAGAUGGCGAAGAAACGAAAGCUUGGUGAUUGAAGGCGAGGGUCAAAGAGAGGAUGCGAUGAUUAAAGAGAGACACCACUGAACCACUGAUACCUCUUAACACACACACACACACACACACACACACACACACACACACACACACACACACACACCACUAAUUACACAUACCUCCUUUCACAAGAUAGUGAGACCCCUUGCUUGGGGAAGCUGUGAGUUGCUAUGGAGAUGAAGUUGGGUGGGAUGGAGGGGCAGGGAGGAGCCUGCUACAGCGUAGGGUGAGGGGAGGGACUUUGACCUCUGACAUCCACAGCCAAAGGUAGCACACACACCAACGUGGGGUUCUGUUGUGUGCAUGUUUGUGUGCCUGUGAGGGAGUCGAAGUGACGGAGCACCAGAGCGACCGAACCUCAGCGUUUCAAAGACACGUGGUAAUGUGAAAGCAGCCCCCACCGGGCUGUACCCUGGGUACACGAACGGAGGUGGAGGGUGCGCAUCUGCGUGUCCAAACACACGCACACUCCCCUCUGCCCUCCCUCAUCCACACACUCGAUGCCUGAGUUUCACAGACGGUUUCCCUCGGUUAAAGCAAAAAUUACUAUUUUGUGUUGGAUUCUUUCCAGAGCAGGUAAAAGACGCACCUCACCGUUUCUCUUCCCUUUAAACUUUCACGAAGGGACGACUCGGCUGCAUGCAUAUUUUAGUUCUUUAACUUAUCCCCUCGGCUGUGGCUAUAUUUAACUUGCAACACUAAUAGCAUUUUUAUUUCUCUUAACCCCAGAUAUUUAAGUACCUGUGAACUUUAUUGUUUUUAGUUUGGUUUUACUGUAUGGAUGGCUGUGUGUGUGUGUUUUAAUGUUAACGGGUAACUGCAGGGUCCUGGAGCUGGAGCCCAGAACGCCACCAAGGCUGGACCGCCAUCAGACCCUCAGGACGCCCGGAGCCUCACGUUGCAUUUGGAAUUAAUCUUUGAGAAUCGAACCUCCCUAAAAGUAAAUGGGUUGUUCAUAGUACUAACACCUAAAUCUGAUUAUUUUAGCACAUAUAGUUUAUCACAGAAUGUUCUGAGUUUGUUCUUAAUUGGAGAGUGAGGGUUCUCUCAGCUUGAUUCACUGUUUUGGUUUUUUCUAAAGGAAUUUUUGAAAUUGUUUCAGUAAGUUUGUAGUUUAAAUGAUUCUCAAAAUAUCAAGUGAAUCAAGUGCAUUUUUUUUUUUGCCCCUACAUCUAAUUGGGGUUAAUUAAAAUGACCCCAAAGUAAAUUGAGUCUGGGAUCCCGGCGUGGACUCGGCGGUUCCUUCACCCGAGGUGAUCGGUCCAAUCAGAGUCUCGGCGUGAUCUGGACUCCUUCCUCUGAUGAGAACGACAUCUCUCUCCAGAAAACCUGAUAUUGUUGGGUUAUCGAUGGUGUGCGUGAGAGUGUCAGUGUGCACACAGCGACGGCAGUGGGGGGGGGUUACCUUACCAUACACGCAUAUUAGUGUUAGACUUACAGUACUUGAACGAAAAAGAGAUGUUACUUAAGUAGAUUCUACUGUACGGCAGAUAGAUAUCUCUCUCUCUCUCUCUCUCUCUCCUCCUGACCUCUACUUCCUGUAUUUGUGUUUCAAUGCUUUGUCUCUAUGCCAGUGAACUCGCUCAUCUCACUAUGGCUGUACAUGUGCCUUUUAUUAAAGAUCAUGGAACCUGC
Messenger RNA from Cololabis saira (Pacific saury), 3436 nucleotides. RefSeq names its product zinc finger TRAF-type containing 1 (gene zftraf1). The record is from RefSeq and is a predicted model, not a curated record. Gene Ontology annotation, cellular component: nucleus. The coding region runs from base 480 to 1703 and encodes 407 amino acids. The transcript is spliced from 6 exons. Gene Ontology annotation, molecular function: zinc ion binding. Lineage: Eukaryota; Metazoa; Chordata; Actinopteri; Beloniformes; Belonidae.